This is a messenger RNA of Alosa alosa (allis shad), 2478 nucleotides long. It is a transcript of the gene mapre2, whose product is annotated as microtubule-associated protein, RP/EB family, member 2. Gene Ontology annotation, molecular function: microtubule plus-end binding. The transcript has 7 exons. Gene Ontology annotation, biological process: regulation of microtubule polymerization or depolymerization; protein localization to microtubule plus-end; spindle assembly. NCBI's taxonomy places the organism in Eukaryota, Metazoa, Chordata, Actinopteri, Clupeiformes, Clupeidae. Gene Ontology annotation, cellular component: cytoplasmic microtubule; microtubule organizing center; microtubule plus-end. Bases 133 to 1137 code for a protein of 334 amino acids. The record is from RefSeq and is a predicted model, not a curated record.
GUGACGUCGCUGUAGAGCCAGAGAUUUGCUGAGAAUAAUCGGGGCGAGCUGAGGUGCGGCAGUUGGAGUUAUACACACCGUCUAUUCCUUCUCCACCGCGAACAGAAAACUGUUCAAUAUUUUAGUGACCUAAUGCCAGGUCCCACCCAAGCACUGUCCCCAAAUGGAGAAAAUAAUAACGACAUCAUUCCGGACAACGGAACCCACAUCAUUCCUUACAGAAAAAAUACUGUUCGAGGAGAGCGCGCCUACAGUUGGGGGAUGGCGGUCAAUGUGUAUUCUACCUCAAUAACCCAGGAGACGAUGAGCAGGCAUGACAUCACUGCCUGGGUUAACGAUCUUCUGUCUCUAAACUAUUCUAAAGUUGAGCAGCUGUCCUCAGGGGCAGCCUACUGCCAGUUUAUGGAUCUGCUGUUUCCCGGCUGCAUCAGUCUUAAGAAGGUCAAGUUCCAAGCUAAGUUGGAGCAUGAGUACAUUCACAACUUCAAGCUGCUGCAGGCCUCUUUCAAAAGGAUGAAUGUGGACAAGAUCAUUCCUGUUGAGAAGCUUGUGAAAGGACGGUUUCAGGACAAUCUCGACUUCAUCCAGUGGUUCAAGAAGUUUUUUGAUGCCAACUAUGAUGGCAAGGAUUAUGAUCCUGUUGAGGCCAGACAGGGGCAAGAUGCUCUUCCCCCACCCGACCCUGGCGAGCAGAUCUUCAACCUGCCAAAGAAGUCUCUCCACGCAGCGAGCUCUCCCACUGCAGGGGCUACCAGGUCAACUAGUUCAACCCCCAAAUCGUCAACACCAACAUCUCGGCCAUCCUCAGCUAAAAGAGCUCCUGCAACCUCAGCAACUCCCGCAAAGGGAGAGAAGGAACUAGAGGCCCAGGUGGCACAGCUCAGUGACCAGUUAAAUACAAUGAAGCUGGCACUGGAGGGCGUUGAGAAGGAAAGGGACUUCUAUUUCGGGAAGCUGCGGGAGGUAGAGCUCCUCUGCCAGGACCAGGGUCCAGAGAACACACCUUUCAUUGAGCGACUUAUGGAAGUCCUGUAUUCAGCAGAUGAAGAGGCGGCGGCCGAGCUCGCGGAGGAGGCAGAGGCCCACGGCAGAGAGGAGUUAGCUCAAGAGCCAGAGGAGGAGCAAGAUGAGUACUGAGCGCUAAGAGGAGCUCUCUGAAGGAGCGCUCCCUUUUGUUUCAUGAGAACUGUUUUUAAAAUCCCAGUUUUUUUCGGUUCAUUUUUUCAUCACUUUUGUUUGUUGUUGUCCUGAGGAUUGAGCACAUAAAUCAUCCCAGAAGCACCCCUGUCCCUCCUUUUUUAUCCACUCCGUCGAAGCAUACUGUUCUUUUUUCCCUUUUGGUGACUAUCAUUGGUUUGAGACGCUGCAUCUUGUCUGUGUCAUGUCCCUCCUGUCCUGAAGGGUCCACAUGCUCCGACCAUCCUGAUUGUCUUUUUUUAAAUCAAGGACUGUUUGCCUGAAGCAGGAAGUUGCCCUAACUUCUUUUGUGAGGCAGUGUUUGUGAAGGAUGGAUAGCUUUUAUCCGUUGGCAGUAUCCUCUUCAUGCAUUUUUUAAUUUGUCUUUUCCAUGUUUUUACAUAUCAAGUGUAGUAAUCAGGACAUAAAAACAAUGCAAUAAGCAUAGUCCGGAAAGGCUUGUAGAUGGGCCUAUGGAACUCCCUAAUGCUCUGAAUUUUGCUUCUCUGUUAGAAAUAUGCUUCUAGAACACUCUGCUCGCUCCUGGAUCCGAGACUAUAUCCUUGUCCAUAAGCUAGGUUUAUAAAGCCAGUUUGUGAGCAUGACCCAUUUUCUGAUAGUCACGGCAGAUACCUUGUCAUACUGCAGUCAGUGCAUUCAUGAGCAAAGAAAAGCUAGACUCGCACCAAACAUGGUGCUGCAAUUUGAAAUGAAAUAUAUGUAUUGUAAUGUCUUAAAUGGGCAGCAUUGCAAUUUGUUGUCUUGAUGCGCAUUCAAUCAUGUUAAGCGUGUCAUUGCAGUGUCCACUCAAAACACUAAAGCAUACCCCUCACCGUCCAGCUCUUUGAAACAAACCAUGUAUAUUAAAGAUGUUUUAAUAUAAUUUUGAACCACAGGUCUUAGGAAAAUUACCAGUCGGAACACCAAGUUAUAUAUGGCAUAAAAGUAUCCCAGUGCAUAGUAUACUUUUUCAUGAUAUUGCAUUUAUUUCCAUGACAACUAAACUCUGCAGCGCACCGCUUUAGUCAUAUAUUGUGUACAAUGAAAAGGAAUGUAAACAUGUAUUGUUAAUAAUUAUAGACAAUGUUUUGUUUUUCUUCUCAAUAGCCUACUCAUUAUGCAUUCCCCAAAAUGUGUUGCAUGUUUGCAUUUUAUUUGUGAAUAACUUGACCUGCUUUUUACAUAUUUAAUAAAAAAAAAAAAAAUGUUAAGUGAGCUGUGUUUUUGUAUGUUUUCCCUGCUGUUGGAGAUCUGUCGAUUUGGAUGGAUUUGCUGUAAUAAACCCUCCACUUUCAAGGACAA